Molecule: messenger RNA, 3351 nt
Organism: Megalops cyprinoides (Indo-Pacific tarpon)
Lineage: Eukaryota; Metazoa; Chordata; Actinopteri; Elopiformes; Megalopidae
Product: protein NLRC3-like
Exons: 10
Coding region: 1-3351 (1116 amino acids)
Molecular function (GO): protein binding
Source: RefSeq, a predicted model, not a curated record
AUGAGCCAGCAGAAACUCUGCCAGCAGUCCAUGAUUGUAGAUGCUUCACCCCUGUGUUCCAGUGAUCAGGACCUGGGAGCAGAAAAUAGGAAAACCGGCAAGUUUAUGCUGUUUAUCUGCUGCAUGAGCAUCAUGUUUCUGGCCCUGCAGUGUGGCUUUGCCCACGUGCACACUAAGAACGCCGCCUUUCACGGGUCUUCAGGAGUCAUGCCCUCUCUUACAGUUAGUGGUUUUUGGGAGGAUGUCCUCUACCAUUGCGGGAUUGUUAGAUUAAAUGAAGCUGAUCGAUGGAACACUGUGCGCCUCCUGGCCCCGGGUCUUGCCGUCUUCCUCCUGCUGCUCUUCAUUUACCGCUUAUGCAGGAAGCUGCUUCGGCCCCCGGUCCAUGUGGCUGCCCAUGAGAACCGCAUAAUGCCCUCGGACCCUGAUGUAUGCGUGCACCGGCUCACAGAGAAAUGUUCACAAACAGUCCAAGAGAAACUGAAGUCCAGUCUGAAGAAGAGGUUUGAGUCCAUAUUUGAAGGGGUUGCGACAUCAGGAAAACACAGCCUCCUCAACAAUAUUUACACAGAGCUCUAUAUCAUAGACGGUGACAGUGAGAGGGUCAAUAAUGAACAUGAAGUGUGGCAGAUUGAGACAGUAUCCAGGAAACGGACCACACAAGACACUGCAAUCAACUACAAUGACAUCUUUAAGCUCUUACCUGGACAAGACAAAGCCAUCAGAACUGUGCUGACGAAGGGGAUCGCUGGCAUUGGAAAAACAGUCUCUGUGCAGAAGUUCAUUCUCGACUGGGCAGAAGGAAAGGCCAAUCAGGAUAUUCAUUUCGUAUUUGUUCUUCCUUUUCGGGAGCUGAACUUGAUUAAUGAUGAAUACAGUCUGCUUGAGCUUCUGCAUGUCUUCCACCCUGAAACAAGAGGGAUUGAAAACAUCAAGUCUGAUGUUGACAAGGUUUUGUUCAUCUUUGAUGGUCUGGAUGAAAGCAAACUUCCCUUAAAUUUCCAACACAGCGAGAUACUGUCUGAUGUAACAGAGACAUCCUCAGUGGAUGUGCUGCUGACAAACCUCAUUAAGGGGAAUCUGCUUCCCUCUACUCUCCUCUGGAUCACCUCCCGACCAGCAGCAGCCAAUCAGAUCUCUCCUGAAUACGUCCACCGAGUGACAGAAAUACAAGGGUUCAAUGACUCACAGAAGGUGGAGUACUUCAGGAAGAGAUUCAGUGAUGAGAACCAGGCCAGCAGAAUUAUAACUCACAUACAGUUAUCCAGGAGUCUGUACAUCAUGUGUCACAUACCAGUCUUCUGUUGGAUUUCUGCAACUGUUCUGGAGCGACUGUUGGGUGAAACUGACUGUGGAGAAAUCCCUAAAACUCUGACGGGAAUGUACACCCGCUUCCUGCUCAUUCAGUCCGACAUCAAGAAUCAGAAGUAUCAUCGAGGAAAUGAGACAGAUCCACAAAAGCUUCUGGGGCUGGAUAAAGACAUGAUUCUGAAAUUGGGACAGCUGGCUUUCCAACACCUGGAAAAUGACACUCUCAUGUUCUAUGAAGAGGACCUGAGAAAGUGUGGCAUUGAUGUUGCUGAAGUGUCAGUGUAUUCUGGGGUGUGCACAGAAAUCUUUAAAGAGGAGUCUGUGCUGUAUCAGAAGAAAGUGUACUGCUUUGUGCAUCUGAGCAUCCAGGAGUAUCUGGCUGCUUUGUAUGUGUUUCACUCAUAUGAAAGCAACAUGAUAACGACAUUGAGAAGAUUUUUAAGUCGAAUUUUUUUAUUCACCGACAAUUCACUGUAUUACUUACACAAGGGAGCUGUUGACAAGGCCUUGGAGAGUAAGAAUGGACACCUGGACCUUUUCCUGCGAUUCCUUCUCGGCCUCUCACUGGAUUCCAAUCAGAACAUUCUCAAAGGCCUUCUGGAAAAGACAAGAAGUAACUCAGAGUGUAUCAAGAAAACAGUCACGUACAUAAAGAGUUUGGAGAAGAAGGAUUCAUCCCCAGAGAGGUGCAUCAAUCUCCUCCACUGUCUGGCUGAACUGAACGAUGAUUCACUUAUGAAGGAGGUCCAAAAGUACCUGAGCUCAGGAAGUUGUUCUGGUAAAUGGAUCUCACCUGUGAACUGCUCUGCCCUAGCCUAUAUGCUCCUGAUGUCAGAGGAGGUGCUGGAUGAGUUUGACCUGAGGAAAUACAACACCUCAGACGAGGGGCGCAGGAGACUGGUUCCAGCUGUGAGGUGCUGCAGAAAGGCUCUGCUAGGUAACUGUAGACUUACGGAGAAGUCCUUUGAAAUUGUGGCCUCAGCUCUCCAGUCAGCCACCUCACCCCUGAGAGAGCUGGACCUCAGCGAGAAUAACCUAGGAGAAUCAGGAGGGAAGCUGCUGAGUGCUGCACUGAUGAGUCCAAACUGUAAACUACAGACUCUGAGACUAUCUUGCUGUAAUCUCACAGAGAGCUGCUGUGAUAAUCUGGCCUCAGUCCUGCGCUCACACCACUCAGAGCUGAGAGAGCUGGAGUUGAGAAACAAUGACCUGCAGGAUUCAGGAGUGAGAGUGCUCUCUGCUGGACUGGAGGAUCGUAACUGUAAACUACAGAGACUGGGGCUGUCAGGCUGUCUAGUCACAGAGAGAGGCUGUGCUUCUCUGGCUUCAGCUCUGCACUCAAACCCCUCACACCUGAAAGAGCUGGAUCUGAGCUACAACCACCCAGGAGACUCAGGAGUGAGAGCGCUCUCUACUUCAGUGGAGGACCCCAGCUUUAAACUGGAGACACUGCUUGUGGACCAUGGAGGAGAGAUUAGGCUCAGACCAGGACUGAGGAAAUAUGCCUGCCAGCUCAAACUGGAUCCCAACACAGCACACAGAGAGCUGUCUCUAUCUGAGGGGGACAGGAAGGUGACACACACACGGGGGAGAGAAGAGCCAUAUCGUAAUCAUCCAGAGAGAUUUAACUACGUGGAGCAGGUACUGUGCAGAGAGGGUCUAUCUGGGACUCGCUGUUACUGGGAGGCUGAGUGGAGUGGAAAGGGGGCUGUGAUUGCAGUGGUGUGUAAAGGAAUCAGCAGGAAAGGACGGGGUAUUGGCAGUAUGUUUGGAUACAAUGACCAGUCCUGGAGUCUGUACUGCAGAGGUGACAAGUUUUUUGCUCUGCACAAUAAUAACAGCACUUCCAUACACACCCCCUCCUCCCGCUCCCACAGAGUAGGAGUGUAUCUGGAUUGGCCGGCCGGCACUCUGUCCUUCUACAGCGUCUCCUCUGACACUCUGACCCACCUGCACAAAUUCUACACCACAUUCACUCAACCCCUCUAUCCUGGGUUUGCAGUUUGGAAUGGCACAGUGUCCCUGUGCAUGCUGGAAUAG